AUGCCUCCAGUGCAGCAGCUGCCGGAAGAGAGCGUGGGCACAGAAGUGGGGCUCCUGCAGCUGCUCGGGGAGCCCCCGCCCCAGCAGGUCACCCAGAUCGACGACCCUGACGUGGGGCCGGCCUACGUCUUCGGCCCAGACGCCAGUGGCGGCCUGGUGGCCCGGUACCACUUCCCCAGCCCGUUCUUCCGUGACUUCUCACUGCUGUUCCACGUGCGGCCGGCCACCGAGGGCGCGGGGGUGCUGUUCGCCAUCACGGACGCGGCGCAGGCAGUGGUCUCGGUGGGCGUGAAGCUGUCGGCCGUGCGCGAUGGCCACCAGCACGUCCAGCUGCUGUACACGGAGCCUGGCACAGCCCAGACGCACACGGCCGCCAGCUUCCGCCUGCCUGCCUUCACCGGCCAGUGGACGCGCCUUGCACUCAGCGUGGACGGCAACACCGCGGCACUCUUUGUGGACUGCGACGAGUUCCAGAAGGUGCCCUUCGCACGAUCCCCGCGGGGCUUGGAGCUGGAGCCUGGCUCUGGCCUCUUCGUGGCCCAGGCCGGAGGAGCGGACCCCGACAAGUUCCAGGGCAUGAUUGCAGAGCUGAGGGUGCGUGGGGACCCCCAGGUGAGCCCCCUGCACUGCCUGGACGAUGACGAUGACGACGAUGACGGGGCGUCGGGAGACUUCGGAAGCGGACAGGAGAACCGGGAGCUGCUCAGGGAGGACGCGGGCAUGUCCCUAAAACCCAGGCUCUCCGAGGCUCCCCCAGUCACUUCUCCACCCUUGGCUGGAGGCAGCAACUCAGAAGAUUCCAGAACUGAAGAGAUGGAGGCGACCACAGUGUCUUCGUUAGGAGACCCCCCAGCUCAGACACUUCCUGGCUCAAAUACAGUCACCACCUUGGACGAGAGUGUCCGGAGCCCUGGAGACGGCAUGGAAGAGGGUCUCGCAGGCCCAGUGGUGCAGAGCGCCGGUGCACAGCCUGUUCCCGGGCCACAGGGACCCCCGGGACCCCAAGGGCCACCAGGAAAGGAUGGCACCCCCGGAAGGGACGGUGAGCCAGGUGAUCCUGGAGAAGAUGGAAAACCCGGUGACACUGGGCCGCAGGGCUUCCCGGGAACCCCAGGGGACGUGGGCCCCAAGGGCGAGAAGGGGGACCCUGGGGUGGGGUCAAGAGGACCCCCAGGACCCCAAGGGCCUCCGGGGCCACCAGGACCAUCCUUCAGACCUGACAAGCUGACCUUUAUCGACAUGGAAGGGUCCGGAUUCGGCGGUGACCUGGAGAGCCUCCGAGGCCCAAGAGGCUUCCCCGGCCCCCCAGGACCCCCCGGCGUCCCCGGCCUCCCCGGAGAGCCAGGCCGCUUUGGGGUGAACAGCUCGGUCGUCUCAGGACCUGCGGGCCUUCCCGGAGUGCCCGGGCGGGAUGGGCGCCCUGGGGUCCCCGGCCCCCCGGGACCCCCAGGUGCUCCAGGAAAAGACGGACGACCAGGAGAGGACGGCCAGAAAGGCAGCCUCGGCAAAGGGGGUGCCCCAGGACCUAAGGGAGCCAAGGGGGACCCCGGCCCCAUUGGCGCUCCUGGGAAGAGCGGCUUGACAGGACCCCCUGGAUCAGCAGGACCACCAGGCCCCCCCGGCCCCCCUGGGCCUCCAGGACCAGGACUGGCUGCUGGGUUUGAUGACAUGGAAGGCUCCGGGGGACCCUUCUGGUCGACAGCCCGAGGCGCCGACGGUCUGCAGGGACCCCCCGGAAUCAAGGGGGAUCCUGGAAUAGCCGGGCCAUCAGGACCCAAGGGAGAGGCUGGUGCAGAUGGGCCCCCCGGAUUCCCUGGCCUCCCCGGCAGAGACGGUGUGGCUGGAGCCCAGGGUCCAAAAGGAGAAAAGGGGACCCAGGGAGAGAAAGGCGACCCAGGGAAGGAUGGCGUGGGGAAGCCAGGCCCUCCAGGGCCCCCCGGACUUCCAGGACCCAUCAUCUACCUGUCAGAGCAGGACAGAGCUGUGGCCCUCUCCCAUGGGGUCAAGGGCCAGCCGGGGAACGCGGGACUCCCAGGACCAGCCGGGCCAGUGGGAGACGUGGGGUCCAGAGGCCAACAGGGACCCCCAGGACCCAAGGGCGAGAAGGGUGAGCCGGGUGCGGUCUUUGGCCCCGACGGCGGAGUGCUGGCCCCUUCCCUGAAAGGAGCCAAGGGAGAGCCUGGCUUCCGAGGACCCCCGGGUCCAUAUGGAAGGCCUGGGCACAAGGGAGAGAUCGGCUUCCCUGGGCGGCCGGGCCGCCCCGGGAUGAACGGAUUCAAAGGGGAAAAAGGGGAACCGGGAGAUGCCAGUGUCGGAUUUGGUGCGAGGGGCCCACCUGGCCCCCCAGGACCUCCAGGGCCCCCAGGCCUUCCCGGGACCCCUGUGUAUGACAGCAAUGCGUUUGUGGAGCCUGGCCCGUCUGGACCUCCGGGAUUGCCAGGGCAUGCGGGGCCUUCGGGACCAAAGGGUGACAAAGGAGAAGUGGGUCUUCCUGGCCCACCAGGGCAGUUCCCGUUCGACCUGCUCCAGCUGGAGGCUGAGAUGAAGGGGGAAAAGGGCGACCGAGGCGAUGCCGGGCAGAAAGGAGAGAGGGGAGAACCUGGGGGUGGUGGCUUCUUUGGCUCCAGCGUACCUGGACCCCCCGGCCCGCCAGGCUACCCUGGGAUUCCGGGUCCCAAAGGAGAGAGCAUCAGGGGCCAGCCCGGCCCACCCGGACCGCAGGGACCCCCUGGCAUCGGCUGGGCGGGACGCCAGGGGCCUCCCGGGCCCCCAGGCCCUCCCGGGCCCCCAGGACCCCCUUCCUUUCCUGGCCCUUACAGGCAGACUAUCAGCGUUCCUGGGCCCCCAGGUCCACCUGGCCCCCCAGGGCCCCCUGGAACCAUGGGCACCUCCUCAGGGGUCAGGAUGUGGCCCACGUACCAAAGCAUGCUGGACAAGGUCCCCGAGGUGCCGGAGGGCUGGCUCAUGUUCGUGGCCGAGAGGGAGGAACUGUACGUCCGUGUCCGGAACGGGUUCAGGAAGGUGGUGCUGGAGGCCCGGAUGCCACUCCCACGUGGGACGGACAAUGAAGUGGCUGCCUUGCAGCCGCCCCUGGUGCAGCUGCACGAGGGCAACCCACGCCCUCGGUGGGAUCCAGCCCCAUCCACGGCGCGGUCCUGGCGGGCAGACGACAUCCUGGCCAGCCCCCCGCGCCUGCUGGAGCCCCAGCCCUACCCCGGAGUCCCACACCACGGCUCUUACGUGCACCCCCGGCCGGCCCGCCCCACUGGCACUCCUGCCCACACCCACCAGGACUUCCAGCCGGUGCUGCACCUGGCCGCGCUCAAUGGGCCGCAGCCUGGCGGCCUCCGCGGCAUCCGGGGCGCCGAUCUCCAGUGCUUCCAGCAGGCGCGAGCCGCGGGGCUGGCGGGCACCUUCCGCGCCUUCCUGUCCUCGCGUCUGCAGGACCUCUACAGCAUCGUGCGCCGUGCUGACCGCACCUCCGUGCCCGUUGUCAAUCUCAGGGAUGAGGAGCUGUUUCCCAGCUGGGGGGCCCUGUUCUCUGGCUCACAGGGCCAGCUGAAGCCUGGGGCUCGCAUCUUCUCCUUUGAUGGCAAAGAUGUCCUGCAGCACCCUGCCUGGCCCCAGAAGAGCGUGUGGCAUGGCUCAGACCCCAGUGGGCGCCGGCUGACUGAGAGCUACUGUGAGACCUGGCGGACGGAGGCUGCAGCGGCCACGGGCCAGGCCUCCUCGCUGCUGGAGGGCCGGCUGCUGGGGCAGAACGCCGCGAGCUGUCACAAUGCCUUCAUCGUCCUCUGCGUGGAGAACAGCUUCAUGACCUCCUCCUCCAAGUAGGGCUAGUGCUGGCGUGGUGCUCGGACGGGUGGACGGACGGACAGACGGCCGGAGAGGAGGCCAGGCGGCGGGGCAGUGGAGAAGCCCCCAGUGCCAGGAGGGAGUGUCGGCUGGCACCCCAGGGUGGGGACCCAGCUGGGACACUUUCCUGUGUGGUUCACAUUUCAUGUAAUCCUCCAGAAAUAAAAGGAAGCCAAAGAGUAUUUUUUAAAAAGUCUAAAACCAAAA
This is a messenger RNA of Hipposideros armiger (great roundleaf bat), 4062 nucleotides long. RefSeq names its product collagen type XVIII alpha 1 chain (gene COL18A1). Gene Ontology annotation, biological process: glomerular basement membrane development. Gene Ontology annotation, molecular function: extracellular matrix structural constituent conferring tensile strength. The record is from RefSeq and is a predicted model, not a curated record. The transcript has 41 exons. Lineage: Eukaryota; Metazoa; Chordata; Mammalia; Chiroptera; Hipposideridae. The coding region runs from base 1 to 3834 and encodes 1277 amino acids.